Phaeodactylum tricornutum CCAP 1055/1 is the source of this 2557-nucleotide messenger RNA. RefSeq lists its product with no specific name. The record is from RefSeq and is a predicted model, not a curated record. Lineage: Eukaryota; Bacillariophyta; Bacillariophyceae; Surirellales; Neidiaceae. The transcript has 5 exons. The coding region runs from base 873 to 2507 and encodes 544 amino acids.
UGCAAUCGAUGGUGACUGGAAGCUGAAUCAGUUCUUUCAUUUCUAUCUACGAGUCCCAGGGCCGUUUCGUUACUUUGAAGUACCGGGUGAAAGAAAAUAUAUUUGGAGGGUAUCUGAGGAGCUGCAGAGCUAAAGGGGCUAGCAAUUAGUACUCGAAUAGCGGGCCACCGAAUUUCGAAGUUGCUCUUUCGCUUUAUCUCGACAACGAACACGAUCGACUCUAAAAUGCUACAGAAAAACCAUCGUAUCUUAUUCACAAUCAACUUUCGUCUCCGAUAUGCUAUUCCUUGGUUUUUGGUUUUGGCGCUGUCGCCGUCCGGGGACAUGGCUUACAUUGGAAAGUUGACUACACGUCCUUUGAAAAAAAAUUCCUCUCCGACGUUUGUUACGGUAGCAAACCUCGUUGGGGACUUCGGGCGACAAUCUGGAGGGAGUGGUGAAAUCUUCAUUCGAGAGUCGGCCAAGAGGAGUUUUGCUUUUGGACAGUUUGGGGUCAAAAUUGAAACUCGUGACUGUGAGUCGCGUGGUACACCUUGAUAAUUCACAGGCAUUUUCUAGUCAAAAUUUUGGAAACAUAUUUCGUGGGACUGAAUUGACUGUAAACCGAAGAUGGCAGAUCUGCACGUACGCACGCAGUUUCUGUCAAGUCUCUACAGGCUUUGUUUCUAACUGAAGACCUUUUUUGCUGAACGUCAUGAAGUUUACUGAGAGUUCGCUGUUCAAAGUGUUACUACAUCUAGAGUGGUAGUGUCGAAUACUGUGCUUUCUUGAAAGCAUUGGUAGUGAGAACAGUAAGCUUUGAUUACCGUCACAGUCGGUCAUCGCUACAAAUGUCUGACGUUGUCCUCAUUCCAUCCACGGAAAGGUAAAGAAUGAGACAAAGCACCGCCGCAGCCUCCAAAUUGAAAAGUAACGAUCAACAACUAAGUUGCGUCACUAACCGGAUCGUUGCCUGGUAUCAAGGGUCACCGAAGAAGACUGCGAACAGUAAGAUUGUCCGGAGCAACGGCAUCGACCGAUCCAAGGAUGAGUCCGAAUUGCCCGCGUCCAGCCGUUGGCGCAAAAUAUCGACCGGGAAAUGGGGCCCUUGGCAACGUACGGAGCUCACCAAUCCUCGCACUCGCUCUGCCCUUACCCAAAAAAGCCGACAAAUCCAUCUGCCUCGCGGUGGUACCGUCACAAUCUAUCCCGGACUACUCUCCAAAACCCAACGAGCGACGCUGAGCCAAGAGCUCCUCUCUAGCAAUUUAUUUCGUCAGUAUGAGAUUCAAGGUAUGCCGGAACCACGGGUGCACUUUUUGCUACACGAGCAGGCUACUGAUGAGCCCGAAGCCCCGCAACCCGGAUACAGGUAUGGGAGUGUGCGCAUGAAAGCGUGCCCUUUACGAGGGCUCCCCAAGCUCUGUCGCUUAUCGAAAAUUGUGGGCAAAAGGGCUGGCGUAGAGAGCUGGAAUAUUGGGGUCAAUCCAGUAUUCUACCGAGACGGCAAAGAUCGAAUUGGAGCACACGCCGACGACGAUCAGGGCGAAUCCUGCAUCUUGAGUGUUAUCGUGGCUUCCCCUAUUCCGCUUCGACGACUCUUGAUUCAACCUAAACCAACCAAAAUUGUGGAUAGGACUGUACUUGGGACAAAGCAGAAAGGAAACAAACGGUUGAAACUAAAAACGGGAAACGGCGAUAUUGUUGAUGAUGGUGUGGAUGAACAGCAUGAGCUUCGACUGGGUCCGGGGGAUGCAUACUGCAUGGAUGGAGAGAUGCAGGAGCACUAUGUUCAUUCCCUCCCCCCCGAUGAACACAGUAAAGGUUCAGUAGAAGGGCGCCGUAUUAUUGUCGUCUUUCGUUCAGGCACACAAAAAGUGUUCAAAAAGGAUUCCGGUAAACCAUGCAACUUGGCGGCUUUGGAGCCUCGACCUGAUCUGUGUUUUACGUUUGGAAACGAAAUAAAAGAUUUGCGGGAGGGCGACAUCUACGGCGGACGUCAGCUGCGGGCAAUGAAUGCCCAUCGAUCCACACAGCGCAGUGUCAGCGGGAAUAAAGUCAUGGGAUGUGAUGCAAUUACAGUUUCUCGGGAUCGCGAGGAUGACACUUUUGUGAGAUUUUCCUUUGCAGCAGAAACACGUGUUGGUGGGGGGAGCAUGCUCACAAGUUUGCAGAAGGGAUAUCCUGUUCGGGUCUUUCGCACGUCAGCUUUGCACAAUAAGUACAAAGCAGUCGCAAAGAAAAGUGGCCCAAAGUCAAAGUCAAAUGUGUACCGGUACGAUGGCCUUUACCAUAUAGAAUCUGCGGUGGAAGAACUGGGAGACAAAGUAAACGAUGUGUCCCUUGGCUUGAGCAACAUGAUCAACCGCAAGUCAGAAAUUAUUUUUCGGCUUUGUCGAUCCUCAGAGAACAGUGUAUCGUCAAUGCGCCUUUUGAGACGCAUUGUCAUUGAGCGCAUGACCCACAGCAAAGUGACCAGCAACAACGAUCUGCGCAAAAACUGUCCGAAGAAGAUCAUUGUCAAUUAAUGAAUCUGUAUGUUAUGCACAAAAUAUUCUUAUAUCAAGCAGAACCAAAU